AUAAACGCAAAGGUAGCCGUUAGAGAAAAAACCCUGAUUAGUCAUUUGAAAAAUAAUCAACUGCAAUACAGUAAAUCCUCGAUCCACUCUUACCAAACAGCAGAAGAAUCAAAACCAAAAAGCUCUUUCCAUUUCUCUCUUUUCAACUUUCUUUCGAUCGAUCAAAGCUCCCCAGUUAAAGGAGGCAAAAAAGGAACCAAGCUACUUUCUCUCGGCUAAGAAAUCAGUCUGUUUAAAGCAAAAUGAUGUCACUGACUCCAGAUCAGUUUAGGAAAGUGGGGUUGGGGGUAACCCCAUCUCCAUCUCCCUUCCUCACACCACGGCCAGAGAGGCGCCGCCCUGAUUCGAGGAUGGCAGAGUGGAACUGCAAUCGUCAGGACAGAGAUAAAGAGGUUAAUAUUCAAGUUCUGCUCCGAUGCAGGCCACUAAGUGACGAAGAGCAAAGGACGAACGUUCCCAAAGUGAUUUCAUGUAAUGAACAUAAAAGAGAAGUCACUGUUUUGCAAAGUGUAGCUAACAAGCAAGUAGAUAGAGUCUUUACUUUUGACAAGGUGUUUGGACCUAAAGCACAACAAAGAUCAAUAUAUGAUCAAGCCAUUAUACCAAUUGUUAAUGAGGUUCUUGACGGUUUCAACUGCACAGUCUUUGCAUAUGGGCAGACGGGUACUGGAAAAACAUAUACAAUGGAGGGUGGAAUGAGAAAUAAGGGUGGGGAUUUGCCUGCUGAGGCCGGUGUUAUUCCACGAGCUGUUCGCCAAAUUUUUGAUACACUAGAGGCUCAAAAUGCUGAUUAUAGCAUGAAAGUUACAUUUUUGGAAUUGUACAAUGAAGAAAUAACUGAUUUGCUAGCUCCAGAAGACAACGUGAGAUCUACAGAAGAUAGGCAAAAGAAACCCAUUUCUUUGAUGGAGGAUGGGAAGGGUUGUGUGGUUGUUAGAGGCCUUGAAGAAGAAGCUGUAUAUAGUGCAAAUGAAAUUUACAGUCUAUUAGAACGAGGAGCUUCUAAAAGGCGUACAGCAGAUACUUUAUUAAACAAACGGAGCAGUCGUUCUCACUCUGUCUUUUCUAUUACUGUCCAUGUAAAAGAAGCUACUGUUGGAGAUGAAGAUGUUAUCAAGUGUGGCAAGCUCAAUCUUGUUGACUUGGCAGGAUCAGAAAAUAUUUCUCGUUCAGGUGCAAGAGAGGGACGCGCAAGAGAAGCAGGAGAGAUAAACAAGAGCUUACUAACUCUAGGACGUGUUAUAAAUGCACUUGUGGAACAUUCAGCCCAUAUACCUUACAGGGAUAGUAAGUUGACAAGGCUAUUAAGAGACUCUUUGGGAGGAAAGACUAAAACCUGCAUCAUUGCUACAAUUUCUCCUUCUGCUCAUUCUUUGGAAGAAACGCUAAGCACACUAGAUUAUGCUCACCGUGCUAAAAACAUAAAAAACAAACCAGAGGCAAACCAAAAAUUGUCGAAGGCUGUGCUGCUCAAGGAUCUGUACUUGGAAAUUGAGAGAAUGAAAGAAGAUGUGAGAGCAGCAAGGGAUAAAAAUGGUGUUUAUGUUCCGCAUGACAGAUUUGUCCAGGAAGAGGCUGAAAAGAAGGCUAGAAAUGAGAAGAUAGAGCAGUUGGAGAAUGAUCUCAACCUCAGCGAGAAGCAAGUUGAUAAGUUCCGUGAGCUAUAUCUCACUGAGCAGGAGCAGAAACUUGGCAUAGAAAGUGAGCUGAAGGGUUGUAAGUUGAAUCUAGAGAAAAGUAACAAGGAACUGCUUGACCUCCAAGAGAAACACGAGGUGGCUAUUUCAACACUGAAGGAGAAGGAAUUCAUCAUCUCCAAGCUAUUAUGCUCAGAAAAGUCUUUAAUUGAACGAGCAAAGGAGUUGCGCAGUGAUUUACAAACUGCCUCAGAAGACAUAACUUCAUUGUUUACAAGAUUAGAUCAGAAAGACAAGAUGGAAGCAGAGAAUCAAAGACAGAUUUUGAACUUUGGUUCUCAUUUGGAUCAGAGUAUAAAAGACCUGCACAAGACCAUUCUAGGUUCAAUUUCUCAACAGCAGCAACAAAUAAGAUGCAUGGAAGAACAUGCCGGAUCAUUCCUUGCAAGUAAAUCUGAUGCAACAGAAAUGUUGGAAGCAAGAAUUAAAAAAAUGGCCGAGACACAUUCAUCAGGUGUAGCAGCUUUGAAGGAACUUGCCAAUACAAUGCAAAGGAAAGCUUCCUCUGACCUAGAGCAUAUGAAUGUUACCGUCUCAUCUCAAACCAUGGCGGUGGAGCAUUUUCUUGCCACUGCUGUAUCUGAGGCCAAGGAGGUUAUUGAAGACAUUCAGAAUUCGCUUAAUGAGCAAAAACAACUAUUAGCUCUAUCCGUUCAAAAACAAGAGGAGGGAUUAAAACGAACUUUGACUUCUUCCCAAGUAAUAUCAAAGGCAACAAUGGACUUUUUCAGUGACCUCCAUUGUCAGGCAUCAAAGGUCAUGACAGCUCUUCGGGAAAGCCAAAUCAAAAAAAUCAACCAGUUGGCUGAUUUUGAGAAAAUGUUUAAGGAAGAAGCUGCUAGAGAGGAAAAACAAGCAUUAGAAAAUAUUACAAAUAUAUUAGCAGCAUUGACAUCAAGGAAGACGGCUAUGGUAUCAGAGGCAUCAAGGAAUAUCCAGGACUUAAGCAUACAGGAGACUAGGAGAUUUCAACAAGAGAUGUCCAGCAUCCAGCAAGUUUCCACUGAUGCUGAGGAGGAAAUAAGUAGAUAUGUAGAAAAAGUGGAAACACAUUUCAUAGAAGACACAUUUUCGGUGGCUGAAUCAAGGGCUGUUAUGGAAAAUAUCCUCCAAGAAUGCUCAAAGAGGGUGGACUACUCUUGCCAACAAUGGGAAAAUGCUCAAUCAUACAUAAAUAAUCUCAAUAAGAGCAGUGUUCUGGAGAUAGAAUCUAAUGUGAAGGAAAAUAUAAGCGCAAAUAAUGUUGCACAUGAAGAAUUUUUAUCAGAAUCCUCUUCCAUGGAUACAGAAUUUGACUCUAGAACUCGCGAUACAUUGGCUGCUGUUGAUGAUUCACUAAUGCGAGACCAAGAAAGUAAGAAGGAAAUCGAAUCCAUCACUACACUAUGCUUAGAUCAGCUCAAGUCAAUACAAGAGAACCAUAGUCAAAGCAUAGCAAAUAUCAGAAGCACCGCAGAAAAGUGCCUCACAGAAGAUUAUUUGGUUGAUCAGAACAGUGGCUCAACACCUAAAAGGCGAGUUAUACCAGUUCCCAGCUUGGCCUCCAUUGAGGAGAUGAGAACACCUAGUUAUGAAAAUCUAGAAGAUGAGAAGAAGAAUUCUGUUAACAAAUCAUCAAAAUGGGGCCAUACUGAGAGCAAAAUCCCACUGCUUCAAGUAGCAGCAUCACCUAAUAGAGCUCCUUUUGCUGAUCUUAACUGAAACUGAAAUGGAACAUCAGGUUUUAAAAAUUUUACACAUUGCAUGGAAACCAGAGAAGGACAAGUUGGUAGUUGUAGUGAAUAGAGAUGCUCAUCAACUGAUGAGAGAAAUUAAAUCUAUCUUAGAUUAUUAAAUGGGAUAUAUAUAACUGAUGAUGGAAAAUUUUGAGAUGAUGCCAUUUGCUCAUCCAGAAUUGGUAGAAUUGGUUAGAUUAGUUUUUAGAUUCUCUGUAUUCUAUGUUCUUAUAUGGUUUUAGACUCUAUGUAUUCUAUAUCAUUGUAUUUCUAACUUUAGAUUGAUUGUGUUUGGAAUAAAGUGAAGAUGAAAAUUUCGAUUUUCAUA
Molecule: messenger RNA, 3740 nt
Organism: Jatropha curcas
Lineage: Eukaryota; Viridiplantae; Streptophyta; Magnoliopsida; Malpighiales; Euphorbiaceae
Product: ATP binding microtubule motor family protein
Biological process (GO): mitotic spindle assembly; microtubule-based movement; spindle elongation
Cellular component (GO): mitotic spindle; spindle microtubule
Molecular function (GO): plus-end-directed microtubule motor activity; ATP binding; microtubule binding
Source: RefSeq, a predicted model, not a curated record